AUGGAAGAAUUUGUGGAUCUGGAUGCUAUUCACAUCUUUCUAACUCAGAAUCCUAUUCCCACUCUUCUUGCUGAUACUUACUACUUCAUCCAUGUGAGGACCCAAAAGAAGAAAGGAACCAUCGUCUGUUAUACUCCUUUGCUGUAUAGAUGGUUUAUUUCGCAUCUACCCAGCAAAGGCCCUUUUAUUGAAAACAAAGACAACUUGAAAUGGUCCCAGCGGAUCAUGUCCUUGAAUGCCAAAGACAUCUCUUGGUAUUCUCGAAUCUACGACAUCGUCAAGCUCAUCCUCAACUGUGGUAAUUUUCCUAAUGUACCUCUUCUUGGUAUGAAAGGGGGAAUCAAUUACAAUCCUAGGUUGGCAUUACGACGUUUGGGAUACCCCAUGGUAGACAAGCCUGAUCUCAAGAGUGUAGAAGGUUCUGCCUUGUAUGAAGGGGUUGAAGAUCCAGAGUUAGUCAAGAAGAUCGUCAAGGUGUGGGGAGUAAUUUUUCCUCAAGGGAGAGAAGAAAUAGGUAAGAAGAAUUGCAUUUCCAAGGAAGCUUACACCAAAUGGGUAAAAGACAGGGUUAGUGAGAUUUUGUGGCCAUUUUCGCUUGAACCAUCCAUGAGCAUCAAGCCUCUUGAAGCAGUAAUCCAUCAAACUUCGAAAGUCGAUGAAUUGAAAAGAGUUAUCAAGGCCCUAGAGAAAGAGAAUGUUGAUCUCAAAUCUAGGUUGUGUAAGAUCUCCUUGGAGAAAGAAACUUUGAAGUUCAAUUUGAAUCAGAAAAGAGAUAAGGUGCAUCAAGCAGAUGACGAGGUGCAAACAGAGUUUGAUAGUGAAGAAAAAAUAGUUAGCCAGACUCAGUACCAGGCUUGUAAAGCGGAGCUUAGUUAUAGAGAACAUACCAAGAAGCUCCGAGAUAUGCUAGAAGCUUGCAAGAAAGAGCUGGAGGAUGAGCAAAUCCGCACCAAGCAUCUAGAAGUCAUUCUUCUCCAGAAUCAGUAUGAGAUAAACCAGAUACUUGAGGAGAUCUAUGAGCUAAAAGCUUAA
Molecule: messenger RNA, 1032 nt
Organism: Lathyrus oleraceus (garden pea)
Lineage: Eukaryota; Viridiplantae; Streptophyta; Magnoliopsida; Fabales; Fabaceae
Exons: 2
Coding region: 1-1032 (343 amino acids)
Source: RefSeq, a predicted model, not a curated record